Messenger RNA from Vicia faba (fava bean), 432 nucleotides. The record is from the annotation of a GenBank genome assembly. NCBI's taxonomy places the organism in Eukaryota, Viridiplantae, Streptophyta, Magnoliopsida, Fabales, Fabaceae.
AUGUUUUCCCUUCCAAAGGGAGGAGUUAUUUUUCUAGAAAAUGUGAGGUUUUACAAGGAGGAAGAAAAGAACAAACCCGAGCAUGCAAAAAAGCUCGUCGCACUAGUAGAUCUGUAUGUGAAUUAUGCUUUUGGUACUGCUCAUAUGGCACAUGCAUCAACAAAGGGAGUCACUAAUUACUUGAAACCAUCUGUUACUGGUUUUCUUUUGCAAAAUGAAGAUGGGGUUUAUGUACCUACUGAUGUUAAGGUUAAGCAAAUGAAGGGUGCUAGGCCUGAUUGUAUUAUUGUUCAGAAGAAGCUUAGUAGGGAUAGAGUUGUUACUACUUAUGAAGUUAGGGAUAAGCCUUCUGCAUUUAAACCCGAAGAUUGGGACCGUGUUGUCACGUUUUUUGUCUUGGGAAAAGAUUGGCAGUUCAAGGACUGGCUUUAG